UAACGGAUAUUGCAGUGUCCAAGCCCGACCCUUCUCCUCGAUUGUCUGUGCUGGUUGAGAAAUCAUUGCACAUGCGAGAUCCCGUUGCUCGCAGAAGUUCUGAGCUCUUCGCGGUUGUUCAAGCUCAGACGGAAACAGCAAACGACGACCUCACUGCCUCACCCCUCCAUGUAGAACCGUAUCCAGCAAGACCGCAGUCACGAUAUGUGACGUUGGAUACUCCUGGAAGGAGACAUGUCGAGGGCGUAUACGAUCGGUGAGUGAAUUCCACCAGUCAGCAGACGUAGUCAUUUACUUCCGCCCCAGCUUCCUCAUGUCUACGACCGGUGUCAAACGUGUUGGCCUCGGGUACCAGUCUGACAAUACUGCGCCCCCGGUCCAAGCCAAGCAGAAGGCUCCGGCCAAGCGCAGCAACAGCUUUUUCCUUACCGGCAAGCGACCUAUGCCUCCCCCGGUCUCGAGCGAAGAUCUGCGCAGGACCAGCAUGUCGCCAGAUGAAUUCGGUGCUAUGACACGUGCAUCGGCUCCCGAACUUACGACCAUGGUCAAGGAGGAUAGUCCGAAUCCGGUGGGCAUCGUCCGCCGCGCUAUCAAGGCCAUGACCGCCAAGCGGUAGCCUAAUCUCACGACCUUCGUAUUCCUCUUCACGGACUCGAACUCUCGUCUUGCUUUCUCAUUCCACUUUUCCAUUCAUCUUAGCCUUUCUUCAUCACACAAUCUCAUCUUCAGCUGCUAUCUUAUUGCUAUCACCCCCGGUUUCAACCCUUAGGCUUUGCUAUGACCUCACGAGUCUUGACGACAUUCUCCAGAGCUCUCCUGUCAUGCUAUAUAACGUUACGAAAUGACAUCGAUUUAUGCCGUCUAAG
Phanerochaete carnosa HHB-10118-sp is the source of this 866-nucleotide messenger RNA. RefSeq lists its product as uncharacterized. The record is from RefSeq and is a predicted model, not a curated record. NCBI's taxonomy places the organism in Eukaryota, Fungi, Basidiomycota, Agaricomycetes, Polyporales, Phanerochaetaceae. The transcript has a single exon. The coding region runs from base 314 to 616 and encodes 100 amino acids.